Messenger RNA from Aethina tumida (small hive beetle), 1194 nucleotides. RefSeq names its product L-aminoadipate-semialdehyde dehydrogenase-phosphopantetheinyl transferase. The record is from RefSeq and is a predicted model, not a curated record. Gene Ontology annotation, molecular function: magnesium ion binding; holo-[acyl-carrier-protein] synthase activity. Gene Ontology annotation, cellular component: cytosol. The coding region runs from base 151 to 981 and encodes 276 amino acids. Lineage: Eukaryota; Metazoa; Arthropoda; Insecta; Coleoptera; Nitidulidae. The transcript has 2 exons.
CAGAGUUUUAUAAUGAGUAUGAAUGCAAUCAACCUUUAUUGGAACGAGCUGUGCUUAAAGCUACCUCCUCUAUGGCUGAAAGGGGUCCACAAAAUGCAGUGUUGUAUGGUUUCCAAAACUGAACUGUCCAAUUAAAAACCGAAGUUAAAAAUGCCUUCAAAAAGUAUACGUUGGGCCUUCAACAUAUCCAAAUGGAACCCGUCACAUUGCGACAUGUUAUUGGCGACCUCGUACGUACAAACGGAAGAAAAGGCCCGUUUGGGCAGAUUUGUUUUCAAAAAAGACUUCAAAUCAUCCCUAGUCGGUCGACUAAUGAUGAGAAAGUUCGUCAGCAAUUUGUCGAACAAACCGUACAACUCGAUACAGUUUCUCCGCGACGAAAAGGGUAAACCCUACCUAGCAGACUCCGAUAAUUACCCUCAAUUGAACUUUAAUGUGUCCCAUCAGGGUGAUUACGUGGUAUUAGCCGGUGAAAGUUCCGAUAACAAAUUGGGGAUAGACGUUAUGAAACUUGAAUAUACGGGUGGUAAAUCUUUGAGUGAGUUCUUCAGACUGAUGACCAGGCAUUUUUCGUCGACGGAGUGGCGUACUAUUCGGGAUGCCGGCAACGAGAGGGCUCAAAUUGCCAUGUUCUGUCGCCACUGGUGCUUGAAAGAGAGCUACGUUAAGGCCAUAGGGGUCGGGAUCACCGUCAAUUUGCAGGACAUUAGUUUCAAGAUCAAUACCAAAUUGCUGAGCAAAUGUCACGUUGUAAAGGACACUGAACUGUUUAUAAAGGGCGACAAGCUGUCCAAUUGGACGUUCCAGGAGAUGCUACUGGAUGAUGAACAUUGUACAGCUGUUGCUAUCAAUAGUGGUGAUGUUGAAGACUGUGUCUUUAGGGAACUGACAUUUACCGAAUUGGUGGCAGAUGCAAUACCGUUACUUGAAAAGGACGACGUGUAUUGCAAUAAUUUUUUUAAGAAGUUGGAUAAAAAAUAGGCUAUAAAUAGAUUGAGAAAUGGGUCAAUUUAGUUAAAUUACAAGUUUUCUUGCGUGUUGCAUGAGCUCUUACAUAGUAUGAAAUGGGGUUAAUUAAAUAAGACUAUAAGCAUAAAAUUACCACAAAUAUUUAAUUUUUUAAGGGUUUUCAUAAAUUGUUAAUUUUAGUACAUAUAGGUUUAUUAAAUGGUUAAUAAAGUGUUACAUAACUGA